CCAAAUAACGCUUCCAUCUUCGCAUUCUCUCAACUGAUUCAGACUGCGACCUACUUUGAAGGCUUUGAGAUUACUCCUCCGAUCUCUCCCCCUUGGACCUUGAAGUGGUUAUCGCCAGUUGGAUUAAAAUAAUAAAACAAAGAGAACCUGAGAACUUGAUGAGAAAGACAAGUCUCCUCCCUCCACCAGUUUAGUUUCUUCAAGACAAACCCCCCUCACCAAACCUCCAUUAAACAAACACUCCCACGACCUAACUCCUGGAUUCGAACCUUCAAAUGCUGUUCCUCUCUUUCCUUAUAUAUAUAUAUAUAUAUAUGUAUGUAUCUAUGUAUUCCCAUCUCUCUCUUCCUCAGCGUUGCCCAGCCAUUCUCAUUCUCAACCCUUGCAUCUCCCAUGAACCCUUUUCGCCGCAACAAGAUUCCUCUUUUCAACGCAGAAACACGCUCUGCAGGAAUGAAGGGCCGCAAGUACAAUGGCCUCUCCAUUUUUGUUGCAGUCUUCCUUGUUUUCCUCGUUGGGAUGGUCAUGUACAGCGACGACGUCAAGUCCAUCUCGGAUUUCCCAUUCUCACGGUCCAAAGUUCAAGAAAUCCCGGAGGGGAAAUCGAAACCAGCUAAUUCUGUUCAGGUGAUCGCCAAGAAAGAUGCAGAAGGUACUCUCACAGUCACAGUUUCCAACAACUUCCGAGAACAAGAAUCUGAGGAGACCCCGGAAGGCAUCGAUGUGAAGCCAAUUGUGGAGGAGAAGGGAGAGGAGAAUACUGGAAUGACGGUUUUAAUGGAAGAGAAAGCAGGGGAAUCAGAAGAAAGAAAACAAGAGGAGGAGGAUGUGGUCGAAUUGCCCCCAGAAGAGUGUGAUUUGUUUACGGGGGAAUGGGUGUUUGAUAACGCGACUCAUCCUUUGUACAAAGAAGACAAAUGCGAAUUCCUCACAGCACAAGUGACUUGCAUGAAGAAUGGAAGACCUGACUCUACGUAUCAGAACUGGAGAUGGCAGCCUAGAGAUUGCUCUUUGCCCAAGUUCAAGCCGAGACUGUUGCUUGAGAAGCUUAGAGGGAAGAGGCUCAUGUUUGUUGGAGACUCACUGAACAGAAACCAGUGGGAAUCAAUGAUAUGCCUAGUACAGUCUGGGAUUCCUGGAGGCAGGAAGAGCUUGCGCAGGAAUGGUUCUCUCACUAUCUUCAGGAUUGAGGACUACAAUACUACAGUGGAGUUCUACUGGGCCCCAUUCCUGGUAGAAUCAAAUUCAGACGAUCCAGCGAUGCACAGCAUACUGAACCGCGUAAUCAUGCCUGAAUCGAUCGAAAAGCAUGGCGUGACCUGGAGGGAUGCGGACUACCUCAUCUUCAAUACCUACAUAUGGUGGAUGAACUCUGGAUUUAUGAAAGUUUUGCGAGGGUCCUUCAGUGAAGGGUCCAGUGAGUACGAUGAAGUGCCUCGGCCAAUAGCGUACGAGACAGUUCUGAGGACUUGGUCUAAAUGGGUGGAUGAUAACGUUGAUCCAAACCGCACCAAGGUCUUCUUCAGCAGCAUGUCGCCUCUUCAUAUCAAGAGUGAGGAUUGGGACAACCCAGAUGGGAUAAAAUGUGCGAAGGAGACGAGGCCAGUCGCGAACAAGUCGAGACCACUGAACGUGGGGACGGAUCGUCGGCUGUUUUUGAUCGCUCAGAAUGUGACGCAAAGCAUGAAGGUGGGAGUUAACUUCCUCAACAUCACCACCUUGUCGGAAUUUCGGAAAGAUGCACAUACUUCUGUCUACACCAUACGCCAAGGCAAGCUGUUGACUCCGGAGCAACAGUCCGACCCGGCCGUCUUUGCCGACUGUAUCCAUUGGUGCCUUCCCGGAUUACCCGACACCUGGAAUGAAUUCCUUUAUACCCAUGAAGUCUUCUGUUACACGGUGCAAUCACCACUCAAUUGUUAAAACAAAUGAACAAACAAACGAGAAGAAGAUUGUAUAGGUUUCCCUCUUCUUCUCAUUACAAUUUUUGAUCAAGAUACAAUAUCAUCAAUCAAUCAA
Messenger RNA from Prosopis cineraria, 2019 nucleotides. Its product is annotated as xylan O-acetyltransferase 1-like. The record is from RefSeq and is a predicted model, not a curated record. Gene Ontology annotation, cellular component: Golgi apparatus. Gene Ontology annotation, molecular function: O-acetyltransferase activity. Lineage: Eukaryota; Viridiplantae; Streptophyta; Magnoliopsida; Fabales; Fabaceae. The transcript has 6 exons. Bases 319 to 1923 code for a protein of 534 amino acids.